AUGGAUGACGACAGUGCCCAAAUGAACGACCCGCUCCAGCCUACUAUCCCCGAACAACUUCCCGAGCCCUCAGCCGACGACUACGUGAUAAUAGACAACAUCGAUCCGGAUAUCUUACUCGCGCCUCAAGAGCCAUCAGUACCAGACGCAGCGGUGACGAAAGCCGUGAAGACGCUGCGUGCCGAACUGGGGCAAGUUACGAAACUAGCUUCGGAGGUGCGUCUUCCCCCACCUGGCUUGUCUGCCCCGCUCAUCGUCGGAACAGCUCUGGAAUAG
Molecule: messenger RNA, 276 nt
Organism: Dacryopinax primogenitus
Lineage: Eukaryota; Fungi; Basidiomycota; Dacrymycetes; Dacrymycetales; Dacrymycetaceae
Exons: 2
Coding region: 1-276 (91 amino acids)
Source: RefSeq, a predicted model, not a curated record